Molecule: messenger RNA, 228 nt
Organism: Strongylus vulgaris
Lineage: Eukaryota; Metazoa; Nematoda; Chromadorea; Rhabditida; Strongylidae
Source: the annotation of a GenBank genome assembly
AUGCGUGCGAUAGGUGAAAUUCGAGUUGACAAGGUUUCCCACGGUCUAACUCACUUGCUGUUCGAUGUGUUGUUCUUUCUCGGAUUGAGUAGAAGCAUUCGCUACGACGUAUUUCUCGGCAUAGAUCCAUGGAGUUUCGGCAGAGUACACUAUUGUGUUGUCGUCGAUCUAGCCGAAACGGUAACGAUCCGCUUCGUUUCGAUGUCCCAGGAUUUGACGGCAUUCUGA